AUGUUACCCACGUUGGCGUUCCUGCCACCUGCACAGGUUCGAGAUGCCUUUGACGCGCUCUUCGAAGUCCUUCCCAGUGAGUCCACCGAUCUGGCCACGUACUUCGAAGACACCUACGUUGGUCGCCGAAGACAAAAUGGACUUCACACAGCUAUAUUCUCACCAAGCCUAUGGUCUGUGCCUGAUGCGGUGCAGCAAGAUAUGCCACGCACGAACAACGCUCUCGAAGCUUGGCAUCAAGGCAUCCAGUCCAACGUCGACUGGUGUCUUCCCAACCUCUGGGCCUUCCUGAUGUGUCUGAAGGAUGAACAAGCACUACGAGAACUAAAGAUGACCCAGCAAGACGCUGGACAACCGCCGCCGCCUCUCGCACAGAAAUAUAAAGAUGUGAAUGAGCGCAUAUCUAGAAUUCUAGACGAGCUCUUCACCGGAUCUGCCCUCAGCAUGUUUCGAAAUAUUGCUAGGAAUAUCCGAUUUUUAGUUGCAUGUUCGACAUAUUUUGAUCACAGCUGCCAACACGUUGUGUAA
This is a messenger RNA of Ixodes scapularis (black-legged tick), 528 nucleotides long. RefSeq lists its product as uncharacterized. Lineage: Eukaryota; Metazoa; Arthropoda; Arachnida; Ixodida; Ixodidae. The record is from RefSeq and is a predicted model, not a curated record. The coding region runs from base 1 to 528 and encodes 175 amino acids. The transcript is spliced from 3 exons.